AGGUCCAGAGUAUGAGAUUGUUUAUUGUGUUGAGUGUUUGCGCCGCGGUCGCUUCAGCCGGAUAUGGAGGUGGAGGCGGUGGUGCCAGUUCCUCAGCUUCGGCAACGGCAUCGGAUUCAUCUAGCGCAGGCGCGGGAGGAAAAUUCGGCGGAGGUGGUGGUCAUGGACCAGGUCUAGGAUUUGGAGCCGAACUAGGUGGCGGUGGCCCUGGAUUUGGUGGUGAGGGGCUUGGUGCUGGAUUUGGCGGUGGUCUCGGAGGCGGUUUAGGGGGUGGAAUCGGUGGAGCCGGCGGUUCUGCUUCCUCUUCUUCUGGAUCAAGUGUUGGAGGCGGUGGAGGUAAACAUGGUGGAGGCGGCCUAGGAUUUGGUGGUGGAGGCGGCCCAGGAUUUGGCGGUGGAAUCGGAUCCCAUGGGGGAGCUGGCGGUUAUGGAGGCGGUCACGGCAAAUUUGGAGCUGGCAUUGGAGGUGGAAUUGGAGGUGGCGGACCAGGAUUUGGAGGUCCAGGAUUCGGUGGUGAAAUUGGUGGAGGUGGCCACGGAGUGAGCGGUGGUUUUGGAGGCGGACCUGGUAAACACGGUGGUGGUAUCGGUGGAGGCAUUGGCGGAGGUGGCAUUGGCGGAGGUGGCCUUGGCGGAGGUGGCUCAGGAUUUGGAGGUCCAGGUGGAAAAGGUGGUUACGGUGGUGGUGGGGCCGGUGGCUCAGCUUCAUCCUCUGCUGGCACUGGUGCUGGUGGCAUUGGAGGUGGCGGCCCAGGAUUUGGCGGUCCAGGAUUCGGUGGCGGAAUUGGUGGAGGUGGUCACGGAGUUAGCGGUGGCUUUGGAGGCGGACCUGGUAAGCACGGAGGUGGUAUCGGUGGUAGCGUCGGCAUUGGAGGAGGCGGCCUAGGAUUUGGCGGCGGAAUUGGUGCAGGCGGCCAUGGAGUGAGCGGUGGUUUCGGUGGCGGCCAUGGAAAGCACAGCAGCGGCAACGGCGGUAGUAUCGGCGGAGGUGGCCCUGGAUUUGGAGGUCCUGGAAUCGGUGGUGGUCAUGGCAUUGGUGGAGCCGGAGGUUCGGCUUCAUCUUCUGCUAGCGCCAGUGCUGGUGGCCUUGGAGAUGGUGGCGCAGGACUAGGUGGCGCAGGACUAGGUGGCGGUGGUCACGGCGGUCUAGGCUUGGGAAACAUUAUCGCUGGACCAGGUGGUGGAAUUGGAGCUGGCGGCUCAAGUUCAGCGAGCGCUAGUGCUAGCAGCUCGGCCGGUGGUGGGGGAAGCCUCGGUGGAGGAUUGGGAGGACACGGAGGCGGUGUUGGUGGAUAUGGCGGUAAGGGCGGCUACGGAGGCGGCGGUUAUGGAGGCGGUGGCUAUGGCAAAAGUGGUGGAUUAGCCAGUGCCAGUUCCAGCGCAUCGGCAACAGCUGUGGCCGGUUAAGACAAGACAAUUUCUAAAUUAAGAGUAUUAAGAUUCCUUAAUAAAUUGUACUAUAAAUUGUGAUAUAAA
This is a messenger RNA of Scaptodrosophila lebanonensis, 1475 nucleotides long. Its product is annotated as glycine-rich cell wall structural protein. NCBI's taxonomy places the organism in Eukaryota, Metazoa, Arthropoda, Insecta, Diptera, Drosophilidae. Bases 12 to 1406 code for a protein of 464 amino acids. The record is from RefSeq and is a predicted model, not a curated record. The transcript has a single exon.